GGGGACGCUCCUGUCGCCCCGGGCAACGGACGAGGAGGCGCCUCCCUCCUUAGGGAGGGAGGGCGGGCGGGCCGGGAGAAGAGCUGGGGAGAGGAAGGAUGUUCUCGUCAAGAAAAACCAACAUGCCGAAAGGCUACCGACUAGCUAGUGAUUGUUUUAGCCAUUUGAGUGAAAUCUCCUUCAGCGAUUCAGAAAUCAAUGAGCUUAAAAACAGCGAACCCCAAAGUGAAAACCUUAUGGAAACGUCACCCGAUCACAACAGAUUCCUUAAAAAGAAGCAGAUUACAGCCAACCCUGCCAAUGAUUCCAAGUCCAAAUUCAUUUCAAGUAGACCCGCGACUACCCCUUCGACCAUCAGGGCCAAGGCAGCGCUGAUGAAACUGGCCCAAAUGGAAACCAGGAUCAAGAACCGCAAGUUGAAGAUGGAUCUGUCUGACUCUGACUCUGAUCUGCUGAGUGCAGAUCAAAGACCCACUUCGAAAAGCAAUGAGCGGUCUCCAAGAGGCAGUCAGAUUCUGGAGAAGAAAGCCGCAGCCAUUGAAAGCACAUCCAGUAAGAUGUAUUUAAAAGAAAAAAUGAAUUCACAAAUGUCAAGAAAGAUUGGCCCGGCAAGAAAACCUGUUUCCCUAGGUAGCAAUGAAGAGGAAGGGAGACAGCUGGUGCAAAAAUUCGUCAAGUCUUCCAGUAAAAGCGAGAAGUAUAAGAAUCGUGUUUUCAACACUAAAUUUCAAGAAAAAGAAGCAAAGGAGCCAUCCAAGGAUCCUGUUCAGAGUAUAUCAACAACAUUUUCCUCCAUCACUGAAGGACCUUGCCACAUAAAACUGUUGCAGUUAUCAUCUCUGGCUAGCGAGAACCUGAAGACACUCCCUCAGAAAGCCUGUUCAAGAACACCUUCCCCACGAAGGCACUCUGGAACAGAAGCAGGCUCUUUAAUUGACACCAUUUCCAGAUCACCAUCUCCUUCGAUAGAAGAUUAUUUUGCAAGGCCAACAGCUCUUAAGAUGGAACAUAGGCAAUUAGCAUCUGCAUCAGAAAGAAGUGAAGUUGAGUCUUUGGAUGAGUUAUUCUCAGAUGCAGCGAGAGGCAGCUCAAAUGAUUUUAGAGCAAAUAUCUUUUCCCUUGAUGAUUUGGUUUCUACUUCUAUCAGUGAAAGACCCGAGUUAGAACAAAAAGAUGAAGACUCUCAGUUAGGUAAAUCAGACAAGGGAGUAAAUUCAGACGUGUUAACUUUGAAAGGUGUACUAAGCCAUCCCAAAGAAAGCAGGACGGAUGUAAAUUGUCCCGUUGAUGUCAAAGAGGUAAUUCCAACCGAAACUGAAAUCUCUGAGCAUCUGAAUGAGGAUUCUUCAGCUUUAUCUGAAAAGGAAAAUGCUUUCAGCCUGAGUUCGGCAUCUCCUGAACCUCCGAAAAGCAUUCUUAAUUCAUUGUAUUCUGAAGAUUUUGAAAGAUAUUCAGAUUCACCAGCAUACGAACAAACAGUCUGUUCCAGACCAUCACCCGAUAUAACCCUCCAGAGUUCACCCGAGAGCUCUUCGUAUUCCAGAACGGACACUCGUUCAUCGAGGUCAUCACUCGAAAUCAACAAAAAAUGGAGUGAGAAAGUAAGAAGAGUAACAGUGAAAGAGAUGGGCGUUCAGACGCACAAUCCUGCAUUCGCUUAUCGCUGGGUGAACGGAAGCACGGCUACCAUUGGCCCAACUCUAGGAGGGGCCUACGUGGACCCAACGCCUGUUGCCAGUCACAUGGUUAGCGCGGAUGCAGUCGAAGCCCUAACAGCUUACAGCCCUGCAGCGUUUGCUUUGAAUGACAUGUUAAAACAACAACUGAUGCUGACCCAACAGUUUGUGGAAACUAGCCGCCAUCUGCAUUUCUCUCUCCUGGAGUCUCUGGAAGAUGAGCUAUUUCAGUAUCAAACACUGGAAGAAACUAAAGAGUAUAUUAAGAAUCACAAGCCACCACCUCUAACAAUUGAGAAAGCUUUGGAGGAAGUAGUGAAGGAAAUGGGAGAACACUGAGACAGAGAUGGACUUGCUUCUGGAACCAGUCACACGUUUGGACUUUCAAGCGCAGCGUGUUUUUAACGUUAACUAGCCAAGCGUGCUUUUCCCGGGUGUUUGCUGAGACUCAUAUGCAAUUAAACUUAUCUGUAAUUCUA
Messenger RNA from Ornithorhynchus anatinus (platypus), 2155 nucleotides. It is a transcript of the gene CX1H19orf44, whose product is annotated as chromosome X1 C19orf44 homolog. Lineage: Eukaryota; Metazoa; Chordata; Mammalia; Monotremata; Ornithorhynchidae. The coding region runs from base 99 to 2015 and encodes 638 amino acids. The record is from RefSeq and is a predicted model, not a curated record. The transcript is spliced from 8 exons.